AUGAAUUCGACUGGUUGCGGGGAGCUUGUUCAGAAGGGGGGUGAUAAUGAGGUAGGGCAUGUUCAGAUUGAGAGGUCUUACCCUUACCGGGCAGAUGGCUGGAUGGGAUUUCUCAAACACUUUGAGAAAAAGUUGUCUCAACUGUUAAGAAGCAAGAAAGGAAUUGUUGAGAAGCACAACAAACUGAGAAGAGACGACGUUGAAAAUGGAGAUGUACUCAUCCACUCACCAACAAGCAAACCGACUAAAUAUUCAUUUCUAUUUGGAUCGGACACAUCCAAGCUACAACAACAACAACAGCAGCAGCAACAACAACAAAAGGAGGCACUUAAUCGUCAGCUGUCUGCUAAAAGGAAGAAUAGAGAUAAGAAAAAGAUGACGUCAUCAUCGUUCUGGAGAAUCUUCUCAAAUUCUGUCAAACCAAUUGAAAAGGACAACGACGCAGUUGAUGAUGAGGAGGAUGAGGAUGUUGAUGACGAUGGGGUUAAUGACGAUGAUGUUGCCGACGAUGAUGAUGACGUCAAUGUUGUCUACUACUCCAUCCUGGAUGCUCCCUGCGUUGAUCCACCACCCAUCAUCCCCAUGGAUUUCUUCAAGCUGUGGAGGGAAAAAAAGAAAAAAAAUGGCAAUGAUGACAACAAAGGUGUUUAUGACAAUGAUAAGGAAUGUACUGAUGACGGUGAUGAUGACGACAAUGAUGACGAUUACGAUAAUAAUAAUUACAAUGAUGAUUAA
Molecule: messenger RNA, 735 nt
Organism: Helobdella robusta
Lineage: Eukaryota; Metazoa; Annelida; Clitellata; Rhynchobdellida; Glossiphoniidae
Exons: 3
Coding region: 1-735 (244 amino acids)
Source: RefSeq, a predicted model, not a curated record